AGUUGAAAAUAACAAUUAAUUUUAGUUAAUUUGCUUACCACAAAACGAAUAUUACUACCCAACAUAAUAAGGGAGCGACAGAGAAUUUUAUGAUCGAUUUGAGUUUAUAAGUGCUGUUCAAUUUCAUUCUGUUUUGUAUGCGCUUUGUUAUAGAUCCUUUUUAGCCUACCUCACGCACACACACAAACACAAACGAAUCUAUGUACAUUUGUAUGUGUAGUUUAUUUUUUGUUUAAUGUACAAUUUUUGAAGCACACGAGAAAUAAAUAACACAAACGUUUCAAAACAACAACGAACCACAACACCCGAAGAACUAGCAUAAGCAAACUGAAAAAACGCAAAAACAACGAAACCCUUUCCACAACCGCUAAAAAAAUGGCCAAAAUGUACGGAAAGGGUAAGACGGCCAUAGAAUCGGAGGAUCAACAAAAACGUCGCUGGCAAAUCGAGCUGGAAUUCGUGCAGUGCUUGUCCAAUCCUAAUUAUCUCAACUUUCUCGCACAGCGUGGCUACUUUAAGGAUCCCUGCUUUAUCAACUACCUCAAGUACCUACAGUACUGGAAGGAGCCCGAAUAUGCCAAGUAUCUGAUGUAUCCGAUGUGCCUAUACUUUCUCGAUCUUCUGCAAUACGAACAUUUUCGUCGCGAGAUCGUCAACAAUCAAUGUUGCAAGUUUAUCGACGACCAGGCCAUACUGCAGUGGCAGCAUUACACGCGCAAGCGCAUCAAGCUGAUCAACUCGGUGCAGGAGAACGCGGCAGCAGUUGCUGCAGCCACACAACAGCAACAGCAACUGCAGCAGCAGCAACAGCAGCCACAGACCAAUGGCGGCAUCUUGGCGCCAAGUGAAGCGGCGUCUGUUGCCGCCGCUGAGGUCGCCAAUCCGCUGCAGCAGGCGACGUUGCAGAACGGCAGCAGCUCUGCCUCGCAGUCACAGCAGCAGCCGCUGACGGCAAGGGAGCCAGCGCCCACGCAAACUCAGGUGUUGUCUGCGACACAUCAGCUGCCUCAACAGCAACAACAACAAAUCAAUGGACUAGCUAGCAGCGGAGCAAUGAAAUUAGAGUUAAAUUAGCUAACGGCUAUAAACGAGAAAUAAAUAAAUACAAUAAAUUAGA
Messenger RNA from Drosophila arizonae, 1117 nucleotides. RefSeq names its product structure-specific endonuclease subunit SLX1 (gene slx1). Gene Ontology annotation, cellular component: Slx1-Slx4 complex. Lineage: Eukaryota; Metazoa; Arthropoda; Insecta; Diptera; Drosophilidae. Gene Ontology annotation, biological process: double-strand break repair via homologous recombination. The record is from RefSeq and is a predicted model, not a curated record. Gene Ontology annotation, molecular function: crossover junction DNA endonuclease activity; 5'-flap endonuclease activity.